Racocetra persica is the source of this 524-nucleotide messenger RNA. The record is from the annotation of a GenBank genome assembly. NCBI's taxonomy places the organism in Eukaryota, Fungi, Glomeromycota, Glomeromycetes, Diversisporales, Gigasporaceae.
UAGAAGAGCAUGAAUUGGUAAAAGUAGAAGAGCAUGCCCGAAAUGUAGCACCAAUCAGCAAAGCUAGAGCACUAGAUAAUGGUCAACGGGUGAGGAAGUGUAAGUCCAAAGGCGUUUUGCAACCUUUAGCAAUAAAAUACAACGCGAAUACGCAAACAACCAGAAAUAUUACAUCCCAUAAUUCGUCAAAUAUCCCUGUGCCACCGAGGAUUAAGGUUUCCGAUGAUGUCCUUCUUAUUGGUACAGCAUAUAAUAGUCUCGUUGUAACCAAUGAAGCGGUUCUUCAAGCUAUUGUCAAGAUUCUUCUCCCAUCAAAGCAUCGAGUGCCGGCGCUUUGUCUUGUAAUAGAUGGCAAAAAACAAAAAGGAUCAGACCGUUUUGAUGCUACUGGAAAUCAAGUAAGGAAUUUUGGUGCUAAUGAGUUGGAAACCUUAGAUAAGAUCCUUGAGGUGGAAGAUGAAGAGUUUUUACUAAAUAGACGAUACGUUUAUUGGUCAAAGGACCUUAAAAAAAUGAUGAAUUAA